Molecule: messenger RNA, 747 nt
Organism: Mesorhabditis belari
Lineage: Eukaryota; Metazoa; Nematoda; Chromadorea; Rhabditida; Rhabditidae
Source: the annotation of a GenBank genome assembly
AUGGCAAACGAACUUGUUCAACAAGCAUCGAGAAAGAAGAAGGCCGUGUCCGAUGGAUGCUUCAAGGCCGAGCUCAACAACUUCUUGAUGAAGGAACUCGCCGAGGAUGGAUACUCUGGAGUUGAAGUUCGACGAACCCCAAGCCGUGCCGAAGUUAUCAUCAUGGCCACCCGCACUCAAUCGGUUCUUGGAGAACGCGGACGUCGCAUUAAAGAGCUCACCUCAGUUGUUCAAAAACGUUUCGGUUUUGAGGAUGGAUCCGUUGAGCUGUACGCCGAGAAGGUCAACAACCGUGGAUUGUGUGCUGUAGCCCAGUGCGAAUCUCUCCGAUACAAGCUUGUUGGAGGACUUGCCGUUCGUCGUGCUUGCUACGGAGUUCUUCGAUUCAUCAUGGAAUCUCAAGCUCAAGGAUGCGAGGUGAUCGUCUCAGGAAAAAUUCGAGGACAGCGUGCUAAGGCUAUGAAAUUCGUUGAUGGUAACAUGAUUCACUCUGGAAAUCCAGUCAACGAUUACAUCCAAACUGCUGUCCGACACGUCAACUUGCGUCAAGGUGUGCUUGGAAUCAAAGUCAAGAUCAUGUUGCCUCAUGAUCCUCGCGGACAACUUGGACCUCGUGUUGCUCUUCCCGAUCACGUUCACAUCAAGGAUUGCCCCGAGGAGGAGAACCCAGUUGGACCACACUCCGAGCACAAGCAAGAAAAGAAAGAAUUGGUCCCACCUCCGCAAGGCGCACCACAACCAGCUUAC